This is a messenger RNA of Photinus pyralis (common eastern firefly), 4217 nucleotides long. It is a transcript of the gene Dpp10, whose product is annotated as prolyl endopeptidase FAP. The record is from RefSeq and is a predicted model, not a curated record. Gene Ontology annotation, molecular function: dipeptidyl-peptidase activity; serine-type peptidase activity. NCBI's taxonomy places the organism in Eukaryota, Metazoa, Arthropoda, Insecta, Coleoptera, Lampyridae. Gene Ontology annotation, biological process: proteolysis.
GGCAACAACUACUUUUUAAGGACCAGUGGGGCGGUAUAAGCUUGAUGUGUGCUUCCAAUCUUACAAUUAAAACGUUGAUGUCAAAUCAAACUUAUACACGAUUAAAUCCGGCACGUUUUCAACUUUCACCCGACCACAAAUAUUUACUGCUCGCACAAAAUGUACAGAAGUUGUUUCGACAUUCCUAUCUGGCCCAAUACAUCGUAUACGACGUGGAUACUGGAAACGAAUUCGCAAUCCGGCCAACACCAGAUAUCGACGAGCACCCAUACCUUCUCUUUGCCGAAUGGUCACCACGCGGACAAGGGUUGGUCAUGGUGCAUAAUUACGACAUUUACUACAGAAUGUCCCCCACAUCGCACGCGGCGUAUCGGCUAACUAAUACAGCAGUCCCAGGUGUUGUAAGCCACGGUGUGCCCGAUUGGCUGUAUGAAGAGGAAAUACUAGGCACCAACAACGCAAUUUGGAUCUCAAACGAUGGCCACAUGAUCGUUUACGCUUCGUUUAAUGAUAGUUUAGUAGAAGAAUUAAAAUUUCCAUGGUAUGGAUCGCUUACGGAAGGCAGACUGUAUCCCGAUAUUCGCUCUUUGCGUUACCCAAAGCCUGGAACCAGAAAUCCGCAAGUUACACUUACAGUAGCUGAUCUCGCAGAUCCUUCAAACAUCCGGACGAGACAAGUAAAGCCCCCUGCUGCUCUCGCAAACACCGAAUUUUAUUUUACGGCAGUUUCAUGGAUCAGCCUAACGGAAAUUUGCGUUGUAUGGUUGAAUCGACCUCAAAACUUAUCUAUAAUAUCCAUAUGUAAAACUCCCAUGUGGAAUUGUCAAGAGACGCAGCGCAUUACAACCGACGGCCCAGGUUGGGUGGAUAUGGGAGAUAGUCCCUUAUUUGGAAGGGAUAGCGCGAAUUACAUAACAGUGGCUCCCGUAAGAGACGGCCCUGCUGGAUAUUUCAAACAUGCCGUAGCAGUGAAUAUUCCUAAAGGACGCAUUUUACCAUUAACGCAUGGAAAGUUCGAAGUGACACGACUAUUAGCUUGGGAUCAUUCAGACGAUGUCGUAUACUUCUUGGGAAUUCCAGAGGGAAAGCCAGGCGAACAACACCUGUACCGUGCAACUUCAGUCCCCCCUCGAACUGGGGCAACUCUACAACCACCCGUAUGUCUUACGUGCACAACAGAUUUGCCAGCCACAUCACUGCCGUACAUUGAAUUUGCUUCGGAGGCACUGACUUCCAAAACACGUCAAUGGGACGACGAUUGGAUCGAAGAGGAACUGACAAUAACCACACCACCACCUCGUCGAAAACGCAAUAAAAAGGAACCCAAAGCGCAAUUAGAUCCACCCUGUUUAUAUCACAACGCGAUCUUCAGUCCGAAUGCCGCUUACUUUGUUUUAGAAUGUCUAGGUCCCGGUAUCCCAUCGUGUGCGUUACACAGGGCGUCGAUGGCCAAACCGAAAGCCCUAAUGAUUCUACAAAACAACACGAUACUAAGAGACCGGGUUUCGAAAAUGGCGCUACCGCAAAUAAAAACGUUUCCGGUACAAAUUUCCGGCGGUUAUCAAGCGCACGUGCGAUUGCAUUUACCGCCAGGUUUAAGGGAAGACGAAAUCACCAGGUAUCCGUUAGUUGUUCAGGUAUACGGAGGACCGGGCAGUCAACUCGUCACUGAAAGAUGGCGUAUUGAUUGGAACACCUAUUUAUCCGGCAAUAAAGAUUUCAUAAUCGCCCAAAUUGAUGGACGAGGUUCCGGGGGACAGGGUCAGCAGCAUUUGCAUAAGGUUUACUAUAAGUUGGGAACGAUCGAAGUUUCCGACCAGUUGGAGGUUACAGAGUAUUUAAGGGAUACGUUACAUUUCAUCGAUAAGAGGAGGGUCGCUGUCUGGGGAUGGAGUUACGGAGGUUUUGUUGCCGCUUUAGCACUUGCAACUCCCAAAAGUGUUUUUCAAUGUGCAAUCGCGGUCGCGCCAGUUACUAGUUGGAAACUUUACGAUUCAGCGUAUACCGAGCGAUACAUGGGACUACCCAACGUAACCGACAAUUACAAAGGCUACGACGAAGCGGAUGUUAGCAAAAAAGCCCAACAGCUUAAAGAUAAAAUGUUUUAUUUGGUGCACGGAUCCGCCGACGACAACGUGCACUUACAGCAAUCGAUGGCUUUAGUGAAAGCACUAUCGGAAGCCGGCACGCUCUUUAGGCAACAGAUUUACCCCGAUGAGAGUCAUGGUCUCGGUGGCGUGAAAAAGCAUUUGUACAGAAGUAUGGGUCAAUUUCUGGAUGAUUGCUUCAGGAAGCAAGUGCCUCCGGAAUUUAAAACGGGUUUGAGAAACGACGAGGAAUAACCCGUCUUGCAAAAGUAAUAAUCAACCCCAAAAUUUUUUUCGAUGCCUCCCUAACGAAUUUUUGACGUUAAAUUGGCAUCAAUAGCGUUUUGUGAUUCUCAAUUAGAGAACCCAUACCCAAUACCCAUUGUAACAAAUGGGGUGUUCAUUCUAAUCAAUCACUACUUUUAAAUAGAUUCCUUUAUUGGUUGUUAUUUAUUAAUCAAGAUGAAUGUGCAAAGCAUCCUUCACAUUUUAGGAUGUUUAGUGAUGUAAGUGCCAAAUUUUGAAAAGAAUUAGAGUGAAUGUUAGAAUAUGGCAAAAUGGAGUGUUUGCGUAAUUCAAGGAUAAGUAAUUGCUUGCUUGCAUCUCAUACUUUUAUCUGGAUGGUAGGCUGAUUGAACACUGUCUAAUAUUUUGUACUAUUCUUUAUAAGACACCCCUUAUAGUGUAGACGAAUAAAUGAUGGAAUUCCAUACUAUACAAUCGCAGAAUAGAAACAAAAAAUGUCUGCAAUUCUUUUCCGUUGCUCAUUUUUCAAUAUUCAUGUGUGUUUGUGGUAGUGUAUUAUUAGCUAAAAGCUUUGUUUCAAUCGAAUUUCAAUACUAAAGCAAUACUUGAAUUCAGGGCAGCUUUUCCUCCAGACAAUAAAGUACAAUUAGAGUCAAAAACUAAGAGGUUUUAGUGUGGCCUUAAAGGAAAGUGACUUAGUUAAUGUUUCUUGUAGUAGGGUAGCUAUAAAAACUAACCUGUGAUUUCUCUGCAUAUUACAAACAAUGCUACCAACUGUCUUUUUCUUAAAAUCAAAAUCGUUUGACUCUAAUUUUGUAGGUCUCAUCCUAUCCCCUUGUCUUAUUUAUUGAAUUACGUAAACGCGACAUUACGAAUAAACAGUAUUACAUCAACAAUUUGAUAGUUGUGCACUACAUAUCCUUCACAAGUGCUUACAAUAAGCUUCUUGUUUUUAUUAAAGAAAGCGUACAAUGCGUGAGUAAAUACUACAAUUCAUAGUCAAUAAAUUUAGAUAGACUUGUGAAUAUUAGCCUGUAAUUUACAUUUAGCUAAUGAUAAUUAGAAAAGACCAAACUCUUGCAUUGACUAUUGUAGAUAUACCAUAUAAGUAUUUAUAGGACCUCAUUCUCUCAUUUUUGACAUCUACGCCUCUAAAAUAGCAUAUUUCUGACAGCGAGCAAUAAUUACCUAAAUGAUCCCACCCUUUCAUUCUUUCUCUUGUAAUUUUUGAGCACUCCAUCAAGAUUGUAAGAGUUUCUUUAUAUAAAGAUCCUAUAAUUCGUAAGCCGAACAGGUAAGGGUCCAAUUGAUAUGUAUAGCUUAUUUAAAUGUUACCAUCACCGCUUUUAGAUAACCUAAGAGUUUAUUUUCCUCCUCAAUUUCUCUCCAAUCUAGGCUCAGAAUAUACCUAAUGGCAAACAUUUUUGUCUUGUACAAUUUAGUGGUAGGGUUGUGAUAAACUUACGUGUUGUAAUAUAUCUUAUACAUAAGCUUUACGAUUGCUUCUAAAAGCGUAUUUUCUAAACAAAAUAGACAAAAAAAUCUAUUUUUCUUUGAGAGGUAGUGUGUAUCUUUUUAAAAGUCAUAGACAACUUUUCCCUUGAGAGGUUUAGAACUUCGAUAAGAGGUACCUACCUUUUAAUUGUGAGACCUAGGUAACUAGCGUUGUUUUAAGUGUGUUAGGUUAUACAUUCACAAUGGAUUUGUAUGCAAGACGGUUUUGUAGAUCUUUCUAGGACACGUACCUACCAAUUACUUUCAUGUAAAUAACAUUAUCGCUCAUUAUGUGAUUGUUACUAUAUAAUUGAAGUUUUGCUAGAUUUUAUCGAAAAAUUAAAUCGUAUUAUUGAAGUUAUAAAUUAUUAAAAUAAAUAAUAAAAUACC